Messenger RNA from Meriones unguiculatus (Mongolian gerbil), 1531 nucleotides. RefSeq names its product WD repeat domain 73 (gene Wdr73). Bases 52 to 1167 code for a protein of 371 amino acids. The record is from RefSeq and is a predicted model, not a curated record. The transcript has 8 exons. Gene Ontology annotation, biological process: cytoplasmic microtubule organization. Gene Ontology annotation, cellular component: spindle pole; cytosol. Gene Ontology annotation, molecular function: protein binding. Lineage: Eukaryota; Metazoa; Chordata; Mammalia; Rodentia; Muridae.
UGCCCAGGAAGUCUGGCUGGCGGAAGUGGAGCGGCAGAAGCCACAGUUGCUAUGGAGCUCGCGGAGGACUGGCUUGUGGAGUCUUUGCGCUUGUACCAAGAUUUCCAUGCAUUUGACCUCUCAGGAGCCACUCGAGUCCUUGAGUGGGUUGGUGAAAAAGGAGUCUUGGUCGCUGGUUAUGAAAGUUUGAAAAAAAAUGAAAUUCUUCAUCUGAUACUACCUCUCAGACUCACUGUGAAGGAAAACCAGGGCUUAUUCCCAGAGAGGGAUUUCAAAGUGCGCCAUGGAGGAUUUUCAGACAGAUCUGUCUUUGACCUAAAGCAUGUGCCAGGUACCAGAUUGCUGGUAACCAGUGGCCGUCCGGGGAGUUACCUACAGGUGUGGCAGAUCGGGGAGGACAAUGAUGUCAUUGAAGCUGUCAGUACCAUUGAUGCACAGGACAAAGAGGAGAGUCUCUGGCCUCGGGUGUCCGUCUUCUCCUCUGCGGCACCUGGGAUCCUCCACGGGGCUCGGCUCAGUGGCCUGAGGACUGUGGAUGUAGAAUCCCUGAAGAUCACAUACAGCUCAGGUACAAGUGACAGCGAGCCGUUGAGCAGCCUUCAGGUCCUAGACGCAGACACCUUUGCUUUCUGUGGCACCUCAGGUCGGCUGGGGCUUGUGGACACCCGCCAGAAGUGGGCACCAUCGGAGACCGUCAGCCCCAGCCCUGGCUGUAGUCCGGAAAGAUGGUGUGCAGAAGUCAGGGACAGGGGCCAAGGCCCUGCGCCCUGCAUCGCCAGCCUUGGCUCACAUGGCCAGCUCUGUCUCUUUGACCCCCGGAAUCUCUGUCAGCCUGUGAGCUCAGCCCAGUGCCCAGUCUCCAGACCCAGCCCUGACCUAGAGCUGCUGCGGGUGACGUGGGCUCCGGGCCUGGACAACUGCUUGGCUAUUUCAGGCUUUGACGGGACAGUGCAAAUCUAUGAUGUCACAUCGUGGGAUGGAAAGAAAACCCAAGCGGAGCCUCUCUUCACUCACAAAGGCCACAUCUUCCUGGAUGGAAAUGAGGUUGACUCUGCCCCUCUGGUCACCGCCCACACCUGGCACCCUUGCAAAUCCAGAACUUUGUUAUCAGCAGCAAGCGAUGCCUCUCUGCAUGUGUGGGACUGGGUGGACCUGCAGGCCUGUUGACAGCAUCAGUUGCCCUCGUGGGCCUCUGAGAAGAGGAGCAGUUGCUUGAGCGGGUGACCACAGGUCUACCAAGGCCAAGUUAGCCUGCCCUUCCCAUCCCUUCUCCUUGCCUGUCACGUUAGGGUGGUAGUCACUACCCCCCAGGGCUGUGGGGAGUGCCACAAGUAAGGCGCCUGAGGACAGUUGGUGGGGCGCAUGGCAUGGCCCCGCCGCUCCAAGUGUGAAUGGCAGUGCUGUGUUCCUGUCUUCACAGCAUCGUGGAAUCAGGAGAGCUGGAGCGUGAAUGUGGGCGUGAGCUUUCUCACAAAAGGAAGCAGUGUCUAAGGCCCAAUAAACAUUGAAAAAAAUGCCAGUAACAAGCAAA